GGCCGCAGGCCAACAGUGGACCGCGAGAACAAAAAUCAGGGCCGCAAACCUCUGUCCUCUUUAUUUAUUUAAUUUUAUUUCCACUUCUUUCCGCAGAGCUGACCAUUGCAUUGGAUAGACCACAUCAGCUCUAGAUUAUUAAAUGUGGUUUUCUGUGGGAAAGCAGAUAGCGACUACUGGAUGGCAUAUGUUACAUAUCAGAAACUUGAGCUGAUGUGGUCAGCUGAGUCAGCAGCCCGAAUAACCCCAGAAUGGCUGAACAAUGGAGACACCAAGGCGCCCCCGCUUCCAGGUGCCACAUGGAAGGGCUCCGCUCAGGGGGAGGGAGGAGGAGGAGAAGCAGCAGUCAGGAGGCUUGUUGUCGUGCUUUUUGUGCAUAGUUCCUGAUCUUAAUUGGGAAACAAGACCAGGAAUACUUAAGGAUCAAGAUUGUGGGCGGGGAUUUAAAAAGAAGAAUGCGUCACGGCCCGGAAGACUGUGCGGCGCAAGGCUUGUCGGGAAAUGCAGUCCAAGAGGCUGGGAAGAGAGGCGCCUGGGAACUGCAGCCAGGGGAAUGUUGGAGCUCCCACUCAAAGGCCCAGCUUCGCCCAUUUAGUCUGGGAAACCUUGUGGAGUGUCGCUCCUCAUCUUUUUCUGCCUCUGAAUAAUAUCUGUCCCAGGAUUGGGACUUGUAUGCCUUUUACAGCUACUUGGAACAGGAAUCAGUUCAACAGAAUUUAGUCAUGGAUAAGUUUGUUAUACGAACAUCCAAAACUGAAGGCCAACCAAAGAAGAAAGAAUGUGGAGAAAAAAAUUACAAGCAAGUCACUAUAGAGUCUCUGAAGAGAGUUGUGGUUGUUGAAGAUAUAAAAAGAUGGAAAACUAUGCUAGAGCUUUCAGCGCAGCCUAAGGAGAACUUAAUAGAGGCCUUAAUGGAAUUAAAGAAGAAAAUACCCUCUAAGGAAGUUUUACGUUCAACAAAAAUAGGUCAUACGGUUAAUAAGAUGCGGAAGCAUCCAGACAAUGAUGUUUCUGCUCUUGCCAAGGAGGUGUAUUCUGAGUGGAGGACAUUCAUUAAGGAUCAUUCAGACCGACCCUCUAUAGUAGUGAGGAGUGAUCCCAAAACAGAGACACUCAGGCAGAACGCACGGAAAAUGCUCGCUGAAGCUUUGGAGAUCGAGAUUGGGCACCCGCUGGCGGAAAAUAUUGAGCGAGAAGCUUUUCAUCUCUCUUCCCGUCUCAUUAAUGCACCCUACCGCAGGACCGUGCGAGCGCUCGUAUUCGCUUUAAAGCACAAGCCUGAAACUCGUACACAAGUGCAAAGUGGCACACUGUCACUUAACACGUUUGUGCAAAGCCACAAAAAGUAACUAAAAUGCUUGAUGCAGAAGGGAGCUGUGUGGCUGGCCGAAGCAUAUCAUGUAACAAGAAAUGAUGCCUCUUCUCUUUCUUGGAUGAGUAGGAUAAUACUAAUCAUGUAAUAGUCUUUGUAUUGGAAUAAUGUAACAUUCUGAGAAAUCUUUUGGGCCAGUACUUAUGUGAUGUAAGAGGUGGUGUACACUUUGGAGAGUACAUAGGAAGGGGAAAGGAAAUCUUUAUAUUAUAGCAGCAUGGAAAGUAACUAAUUGAAAAGUGAGCUAAUCAUUUGGAGGCAAAAUCUGUUCCUCUGCAAAUAAGGUAGAGCCUUACAGGGUCUGCUUCAAAGAAACACUGGAGCCAAAUGCAAUGGGACCACAAUCAGCUUAUAAAUGGAAGGCCGCCAGCAUAUAAGACAUCUUCCUUUAACAUGUACUAUGCGUUCAUAUCACGUCAUAUCAAACUCUCUAAGCAUAUCCAUUCUUCAGUUCACAGUAAUAUAUUUUUUUAAAAAAAUAAAGUAAAACAAACUUAUUUUGGAAUACAGUUUACUAUGUGGAAAUAGCCCUUUCGAGAGAUUGUUUCCCCAACAAAGGCAAACACCGUUAGCAAUAAAAUCUAGUAAUGAUUUUGAAAUCUUUUAACAUUUAAAAAAAAUCUUAUUUGUAAUGAUACGAAUGUUAAUGAAUUCAAUCACAUUCCCCCAAAGUCUUGUGUUUUAAUUCUGUAUUAAUUCUAUAUAAUAUAUGUAUGGUUAAGGCAGUACUGAUUUUAGGAACAACUCAGUGCAUGAACUUCCUAACAGGCAAUAUUCAUAAUGGAAAGCAAAAGAAGGAGUCAACAUAGGAAGAGUGAAAAUAAAGCAAGAAGUUAGGAAAGGAAAACUUAACAUCAAACAAUUACUGGGAUUUUCACAAAUUCUUUAAAUUAUUUUUGACGCUUUCAUAGAUAAUCUUGAGGAUAGUGUUAUUUCAAGGCAGUGUUUGCUAAUGUUCUAAAAACUGAAAGAUGACCAUAGAGAGACCUAGUUUUGUAAGAGUUUUUCCUAAAAAUGUUUCGCUUCUCUCAAAUGCUAUGAUAGGUAGAAAGAACAUCUAGAAAUAACUGGCUAGAAGGCAAGAGGGAUUUGCAUUCAGGGUGGAUUGUUUUAAUUAUCAUGUAUAUGAACUGUUGAGAGGAAAGAACAAGGAUGCAGGCACAGUGCCAUAAAACCAGUGUAACAGGCUCAUAUGUUAAUAGUUUCAUUUGUUAAGUGUAACAAGUCAUAUGUAAAAUAAAGAGAAGUUUAAUUUAAAAUAAUAAUAAUAAUUCAAGCCA
Molecule: messenger RNA, 2652 nt
Organism: Anolis carolinensis (green anole)
Lineage: Eukaryota; Metazoa; Chordata; Lepidosauria; Squamata; Anolidae
Gene: tceanc2
Product: transcription elongation factor A N-terminal and central domain containing 2
Exons: 6
Coding region: 723-1349 (208 amino acids)
Biological process (GO): DNA-templated transcription
Cellular component (GO): nucleus
Source: RefSeq, a predicted model, not a curated record